Molecule: messenger RNA, 1614 nt
Organism: Choloepus didactylus (southern two-toed sloth)
Lineage: Eukaryota; Metazoa; Chordata; Mammalia; Pilosa; Megalonychidae
Product: intraflagellar transport protein 56-like
Exons: 1
Coding region: 156-701 (181 amino acids)
Biological process (GO): intraciliary anterograde transport; intraciliary transport involved in cilium assembly
Cellular component (GO): ciliary basal body; intraciliary transport particle B; ciliary base
Molecular function (GO): intraciliary transport particle B binding
Source: RefSeq, a predicted model, not a curated record
UCUGUCACUACAAGUUGGAUUACUAUGAUGUGUCCCAAGAAGUUCUGGCUGUUUAACUUCAGCAAACUCCUGAUAGUACCACUGCACUCAAUCUUAAGCCCUGUAAUCAUCUUCACCUUUACAAUGGCAAAGAAGCUGAGGCAGAACUCAAAAGCAUGGACAAUGCUUCUUCUUCCUUUGCAUUUGCUAAAGAACCCAUCAGGCACAAUCUGGUUGUUUUCCAAGGAGGUGAAGGGGCUUUGCAGGUUUUGCUUCCACUUGUUGAUGUCAUUCCUGAAGCUAGGCUAAACUCAGUGAUUUACUACCACCGCCAAGAUGAUGUACAGGAAAGUUAUAACUUAAUUAAGGAUCUGGAACCUACUAUGCCUCGGGAGUAUAUUCUCAAAGGAGUGGUCAGUGCAGCCCUUGGCCAGGAAAUGUGUUCAAGGAACCAACUGAAAAUUGCCCAGCAGUUCUUCCAGUUGGUGGGAGGAUCAGCUAGUGAAUUUGAUACAAUACCAGGGAAACAGUGCAUGGCUUCCUUCUUCCUGCUUGAGCAAUUUGAUGAUGCCUUGAUUUACCUCAACUCAUUUAAGAGUUACUUCUAUAAUGAUGACACCUUUAAUUAUGCACAAGCUAAAGCAGCAACAGGCAAUACCAGUGAGGGUGAAGAGGAGUUCCUCCUGAUCCAAAGUGAGAAGAUGAAAAAUGAUUACAUUUAAAUCAGUUGGUUAGCUCCGUGCUAUAUCAUGAAUAAGAAACCAAGGCUAGCCUGGGAACUUUAUCUCAAGAUGGAAACCUCUAGUGUGUCCUUUAGCCUCUCACAGCUCAUUGCUAAUGAUUGCUACACAAUGGGCCAGUUUUACUAUUCAGCCAAAGCUUACAAUGUUCCUAGAAAGGCUGGAUCCCAAUCCUGAAUAUUGGGAAGGCAAGAGGGGUGACUGUUUGGGCAUUUUUCAUAUCUUAACCAGAAGAGAACACAAAGAGACCCUUCAGGAAGUGCUACAUUUACUGAGAAGCACCGGUAACACCCAAGUAGUGUACAUUAUCCAGAUCAUGAAGAAACGGGACAAAGAAAACAGAGUACCUGUCUAAAAGAACUUCAGAGUUCUAGAGGGAACCAGUCGCCACUCUGAGAUAAAAUUGGAAAUCUUUUUCUACGUUUAAUGCAAGACACAGGGCUCUGUUUUACUGACGUCUCUUCAGGCCUCAAGAUCAGUGACUGACUUGCUUAGCUCUGGCCUCCUGGCUGAACAAAAUGCCACAGUCUAUGUUGCAGCCCCUCUAUGAUCCCACAAGCAAUAAGACUUUAGACUUCUCCUGUGCCUUUUUUUCCAAAAAUGUUCAUAGUAAUCUUGUGUAACUUAUUUGAAGGAGAAUGGCAUAACUUCUUUUUUUAUAUUAGCACUUCAUGGCAUUUUCUCCUAGCUGCAAUAACAAACAUCUUUGUGGCUCAAGAGUCACCAUUAUUCUGUCAUCUCAUGUUUAGCCAUCUCUGUAUAUUAUCCCGUUUUACUGGGGAAUUCUGUAAAGGGUUUUUUAAUGCAUCUCUGAAACCUGGGAGAACAGAGGCUGUAACCAACUAUAUGAUUCUAAGAAUGGCAGCGAGAUCUUUUAUCAAACUGUCCAGGCAUU